Triticum aestivum (bread wheat) is the source of this 683-nucleotide messenger RNA. Its product is annotated as FCS-Like Zinc finger 2-like. NCBI's taxonomy places the organism in Eukaryota, Viridiplantae, Streptophyta, Magnoliopsida, Poales, Poaceae. The record is from RefSeq and is a predicted model, not a curated record. Gene Ontology annotation, molecular function: zinc ion binding. Gene Ontology annotation, biological process: regulation of DNA-templated transcription. Bases 109 to 399 code for a protein of 96 amino acids. The transcript has a single exon.
CCUCUUCCUCUGUCUCCCUUCCCCCCACACCGAAAGCAGCAGGCAAGCGCACCACCAUUCUACGCUCUGCUCAGCUUUGCUCGAAACUCGCCUCCACACACGCCCACAAUGGCGGCUUCAGUAGCUUGCUCCUUCUUCUUUGACGCGGAGCUGCUCGCCGAGCCCGGCUUGCCCGCGCUGGACGCGUGCGCGCUCUGCGCCAAGCCGCUGGCGCGCGACAGCGACAUCUUCAUGUACAAGGGCGACACGCCCUUCUGCAGCGAGGAGUGCCGCGACGAGCAGAUGCAGCUCGACGCCAUCUCCGCCAGGCAGGCCGCCCGGAGGCAGCAGCGGUUCUCGUCGGGAACGGAGGCCCGGCGCGGGCACCAGGAGUCCAGGAAGGUGUCCGUCGCGAGCUAGCCGGCUAGGCUCGUCGCCUAGUAGAGUAGAGCCCGGCUUGAAUCAAUGGGAUCUCAAGAAUCACCGAUCUGGCGAGACGAAGGAGACAGAUAUCUCCGGUUUGUCUCGCCUGAACCGGAGAAGCAAUGAAGGAUCUGAAAAAAGUUCAUGUGCUGAGGCUCCGGCCAUCUGGGUCGCCCGCUGGACGCAUGUUUGUUUGAGGCUUUUGAGCCGCGCUUGGUGCAGCACCAUAUGUAAAUCGGAACCACUUUGAAUCCAUGUUUGGACACAAUUUUUUGCCCACA